Messenger RNA from Colletotrichum navitas, 1904 nucleotides. RefSeq names its product fungal cellulose binding domain-containing protein. The transcript has 7 exons. The record is from RefSeq and is a predicted model, not a curated record. NCBI's taxonomy places the organism in Eukaryota, Fungi, Ascomycota, Sordariomycetes, Glomerellales, Glomerellaceae. Gene Ontology annotation, molecular function: mannan endo-1,4-beta-mannosidase activity; cellulose binding. Bases 357 to 1658 code for a protein of 433 amino acids. Gene Ontology annotation, cellular component: extracellular region. Gene Ontology annotation, biological process: carbohydrate metabolic process.
AUAGAAACUACGCUGCCCCCUCCCACUGGACCACCUGCGCACCCAUCACUAGAUCUUAACUUCUUACCUGCGCCGUGCUCGUGGUCCUGCUGCCUCCGCAUGCCCCUUCCCGGAUACCACCCUUUCGACGGUAUAGCGACCCCAGCUAGCCGAUCCAAGUAUCCAGACUGUCAGCCACGCCAUGGGGAAGCGCGACGCCGUGAGAUGUCAUUGAUGGAAUCUGAGCAAGGCUGUCCCACCCAAGACGACAUUGGGAAGCGGAGUCUGGUCGGAGUACAAAACAGCCAUCAUCCCACCUGUAUGUACCAUGAUGUUGAGAUGAUUCAUCCUCUCAGCACAAGAUCGCAAAACCCAAGAUGAAAGUUGCGACUUCUAGUAUCCUUGCCUUUGCGGCCGCUGCGUCUGCACAGGCGCCAUUGUGGGGACAAUGUGGUGGCCAAGGGUGGCCUGGGCCUACGACCUGCGUGGCUGGCUCGGUUUGCACUUACAACAAUCCUUGGCACUCGCAGUGCCUUCCCGGUGCCGCCGUGACAACGGCCGUGUCAAGCUCCCUUACGACCUCUACCCGCUCCGCGUCGGCCUCUUCCGUCCAAGCCACAUCCUCCCGGACCAUUUCGGCAGCACUUCCCCCUAGCACCGGCUUUCCCUCGGUCAGCGGCACCAAAUUCACCAUUGAUGGCGUAGCGAAGUACUACCCCGGCACCAACUGCUACUGGUGUAGCUUCCUGACCAACGCCUCUGAUGUUGACCUUGUUCUCGGUCACCUCAAGACAUCAGGUCUCAAGAUUCUCCGCAUUUGGGGUUUCAACGAUGUCAAUACCGUCCCGCAGUAUGACAAUUGGUUUCAGCACCUGACGGCCUCGGGCUCGACCAUCAACACAGGCGCCAACGGUCUUGGCCGCCUCGACACCGUUGUAGCAUCAGCCGAGAACAACGGCAUCAAGCUCAUCAUCAACUUUGUCAACAACUGGGACGAUUACGGCGGGAUCAAGGCAUACACCAGCGCUUUCGGUGGUGAUCACAAUGGAUGGUACACCAACACGGCGGCCCAAACGCAGUACCGCAAGUACAUCAGCGCUGUUGUCGGCCGGUACAAGAACUCCAGCGCCAUCUUUGCAUGGGAGCUGGCCAACGAGCCCCGCUGCCAGGGCUGCGAUACCUCUGUCAUCUACAACUGGGCCAAGUCGACAUCGGAAUACGUCAAGUCUUUGGACCCCAACCACCUGGUAACGCUCGGCGACGAGGGCAUGGGGCUCCCGGGCGACACAACGUAUCCCUAUCAGUACGGAGAAGGCACUGAUUGGCUGGAGCUGCUCAACAUUUCAACCUUGGACUUUGGAACCUUCCACUUCUACCCCAAUUCAUGGGGGGUUGGCUAUGAUGCCGGCAACAAGUGGGUGACGGACCAUGCCAAGGCAUGCGUUGCUGCGAACAAGCCCUGCUUCUUUGAAGAAUACGGCACACCUGCCAACCACUGCGAGCUGGAGAGACCAUGGCAGCUUACCUCGGUGGCGACCCCUGGCAUGGCUGGCGAUGCCUUUUGGCAACUGGGCGACAUCGUCAGCACCGGGCAGACGCACAACGACGGCAAUACGAUUUACUACGGCACUGAUGAGUGGACGUGCCUGGUGACCGACCACGUCGAAGCCAUCGGCUAGACGGCGUUGCUCGACUCAUAUUGUAGAGGAGGUUCGUUGGGGAGUGAGUGUAUCAAAGUGGAAUAUAUCAUUGAAGACUCGAAAGAAAAAAGGAUUCCCAGCGGAGAAAGUCGACAUUUUUAACCGCCCAAUCAGGGGGUUCGCCCAGUGAAUGUACCCUGUAUUUCGCAGUGAGGGCGGUACGUACCUUACGUACCUAGAUAUACGGAUACCUACCGUAGGUAUCUAGCCUACCUAAGAAUCAUG